CUGGCGGGAAACCUGGUGCCAGGCUCGUCAGCUGUGGGAGCGCGGCCUCGGAGCGUAGCCCACCGAGCGCGGCCCACCGAGUGCGGCCCGGGACCCUCGUGCGUCGGAGCAGCGGGCUCUUCCCGGUAACCCCGUGACGCGGGCAGCGCGCUGCGAGAGGGUCUGUGUGGCGGCAGAGCAGCCAGAAGCGGGCGCGGCGUGACCCCGAGUGUGUCGCGGAGGUCCUCUGCGCGCCAUGUCGUCCCCGGCGUCGACCCCCAGUCGCCGCGGCAGCCGCCGCAGGGCCACCCCCACGCAGACGCCCCGGAGCGAGGAUGCCAGGUCGCCCCCGUCGCAGAGACGCAGGGGCGAGGACUCGACCUCCACCGGGGAGCUGCAGCCCCUGCCCACGUCGCCCGGAGCCGACCUGCAGAGCCGGACCGCCCCGGACGCGCUGUUCCUCCAGCCCGCCGCCCAUGCGGCUGCAGCUAUUCCCCUUGACUUUGACGUUAGUUCACCACUGACAUAUGGCACCCCCAGCUCUCGAGUGGAGGGAACCCCAAGGAGUGGUGUGAGGGGCACACCCCUGAGGCAGAGGCCCGACCUGGGGUCUGCUCGGAAGGGACUGCAGGUGGAUUUGCAUUCCGAUGGGCCAGCAGCAGAAGAUGUAGUAGCAAGUGAGCAGUCUCUAGGCCAAAAACUUGUGAUUUGGGGAACAGAUGUAAAUGUGGCAACAUGCAAAGAAAAUUUUCAGAGAUUUCUUCAGCGUUUUAUUGACCCUCUGGCUAAAGAAGAAGAAAAUGUUGGUAUUGAUAUUACUGAACCUCUGUACAUGCAACGACUUGGGGAGAUUAAUGUUAUUGGGGAGCCAUUUUUAAAUGUAAACUGUGAACACAUAAAAUCAUUUGACAAAAAUCUAUACAGACAGCUCAUCUGCUACCCACAGGAGGUUAUCCCAACUUUUGAUAUGGCUGUCAAUGAGAUCUUUUUUGACCGUUUUCCUGACUCAAUCUUAGAACAUCAGAUUCAAGUAAGACCAUUCAAUGCAUUGAAGACUAAAAAUAUGAGGAACCUGAAUCCAGAAGACAUCGACCAACUCAUCGCCAUCAGUGGCAUGGUAAUCAGAACAUCCCAGCUCAUUCCAGAGAUGCAGGAGGCCUUCUUCCAGUGUCAGGUGUGCGCCCACACAGCCCAGGUGGAGAUGGACCGCGGCCGCAUCGCCGAGCCCUGUGUAUGUGAGCACUGCCACACCACCCACAGCAUGGCACUGAUCCACAACCGCUCUGUGUUUUCCGACAAGCAGAUGAUCAAGCUUCAAGAGUCUCCCGAAGACAUGCCUGCAGGCCAGACUCCUCACACUGUCAUCCUUUUUGCUCACAAUGAUCUUGUUGACAAGGUUCAACCUGGGGACAGAGUGAACGUUACAGGCAUCUAUCGAGCUGUGCCUAUUCGAGUCAAUCCAAGAGUGAGUAAUGUGAAGUCUGUCUACAAAACCCACAUUGAUGUCAUUCAUUAUCGAAAAACUGAUGCAAAACGUCUGCAUGGCCUUGAUGAAGAAGCAGAGCAGAAACUUUUUUCAGAAAAGCGUGUGGAAUUGCUUAAGGAACUUUCCAGAAAACCAGACAUUUAUGAGAGACUUGCUUCAGCCUUGGCACCAAGCAUUUAUGAACAUGAAGAUAUAAAGAAGGGGAUCUUGCUUCAGCUCUUUGGUGGAACAAGAAAGGAUUUUAGUCACACAGGAAGGGGCAAAUUUCGUGCUGAGAUCAACAUUCUCCUGUGCGGUGAUCCUGGAACCAGCAAGUCCCAGCUACUGCAGUAUGUGUACAACCUGGUCCCCAGGGGCCAGUACACAUCUGGAAAGGGUUCCAGUGCUGUCGGUCUCACUGCAUACGUAAUGAAAGACCCCGAGACAAGGCAGCUUGUGCUGCAGACUGGUGCCCUUGUCCUCAGUGAUAACGGUAUCUGCUGUAUUGAUGAGUUUGACAAGAUGAAUGAAAGUACAAGAUCAGUAUUGCAUGAAGUCAUGGAACAGCAGACCCUUUCCAUUGCCAAGGCUGGGAUCAUUUGUCAGCUUAAUGCACGCACUUCUAUCCUGGCAGCAGCAAAUCCUAUUGAGUCUCAAUGGAAUCCUAAAAAAACUACCAUUGAAAAUAUCCAGCUACCUCACACGUUAUUAUCAAGGUUUGAUUUGAUCUUCCUCAUGCUGGACCCUCAGGAUGAAGCCUACGACAGGCGUCUGGCUCACCACCUUGUCGCUCUCUACUACCAGAGCGAGGAGCAAAUGGAGGAGGAGUUCAUGGACAUGGCAGUGCUAAAGGAUUACAUUGCUUACGCUCACAGCAUGGUCAUGCCUCGGCUGAGCCAGGAAGCCAGCCAAGCUCUCAUCGAGGCUUAUGUAGACAUGAGGAAGAUUGGGAGUAGCCGAGGAAUGGUCUCUGCAUACCCUCGACAGCUGGAAUCUUUGAUUCGCUUAGCAGAAGCCCAUGCUAAAGUACGGUUUUCAAACAAAGUUGAAGCAAUUGAUGUGGAAGAGGCAAAGCGCCUGCAUCGCGAGGCUCUAAAGCAGUCUGCCACUGACCCCCGGACCGGCAUUGUGGACAUAUCUAUUCUUACUACAGGAAUGAGUGCCACUUCUCGUAAACGGAAAGAAGAGUUAGCUGAAGCAUUGAGAAAACUUAUUUUAUCUAAAGGGAAAACACCAGCUCUAAAAUACCAGCAACUUUUUGAAGAUAUUCGAGGACAAUCUGACAUAGCAAUUACCAAAGAUAUGUUUGAAGAAGCAUUGCGUGCCUUGGCUGAUGAUGACUUCUUGACAGUAACUGGAAAAACUGUUCGCUUGCUCUGAAGUCUUUGUGAGCAGUGCUGUGUGUUCUGCUUGUCUGCACUUGCUUGCAUAUGUGUGUGGCAUAUGGGCCAGUCAACUGCCACUGCUGCCAUUACUGCAAAUAGACUCUUAAAGUCAU
Molecule: messenger RNA, 2942 nt
Organism: Myotis lucifugus (little brown bat)
Lineage: Eukaryota; Metazoa; Chordata; Mammalia; Chiroptera; Vespertilionidae
Gene: MCM4
Product: minichromosome maintenance complex component 4
Biological process (GO): double-strand break repair via break-induced replication; DNA replication; mitotic DNA replication initiation
Cellular component (GO): MCM complex; nucleus
Molecular function (GO): single-stranded DNA helicase activity; single-stranded DNA binding; ATP binding
Source: RefSeq, a predicted model, not a curated record